Molecule: messenger RNA, 897 nt
Organism: Odobenus rosmarus divergens (Pacific walrus)
Lineage: Eukaryota; Metazoa; Chordata; Mammalia; Carnivora; Odobenidae
Gene: TRIM40
Product: tripartite motif containing 40
Exons: 6
Coding region: 1-897 (298 amino acids)
Molecular function (GO): zinc ion binding
Source: RefSeq, a predicted model, not a curated record
AUGGUUCCCCCACAGGAGGAUGGCUGGGGAGAGGGCGUCUGCCCCAUCUGCCAGGAGCUCCCGAAGGACGCUGUGAGCACCGAGUGCGGACACCACUUCUGUCGAGGGUGCCUGGCUCGGCACGUGGUGAAGGCCUCAGCCUCCGGAGUCCUCCGCUGUCCCCUGUGCCGGAAGCCCUGUUCCGAGGGGGUGCUGGGGGCGGGCUACCUCUGCUCCAGCCACCAGAAGAAGGUGUGCUAUUUCUGUGAGGAGAGCAGACUUCUUCUGUGCGGGGAGUGCCUGGUGUCGCCUGAGCACCAGGGGCACCAUGAGCUGGCCAUUGAAGACGCGCUCAGCCACUACAAGGAACGGCUCAGCCGCAGGAGGAGGAGACUCCGAAGAGACCUGAGGGCGCUCUGCCGGCUCAGAGCGCAGGAAGAGGAGAAGCUGUGGGCAGUGCAGCAGUGGCCAGACCCGCUGGAGAACACGCCGGCCCCGGGUGCCAGAAUCCUGGACGUGUCGCGGGCCACAGCGCAGCUCCGCAGCCUGGUCGCAGCUCUGGACAAGACCACCAAGGGACUGGGUGUGGACACUCUGAAGGAGGCCAGAGACUUACUGGACAGGAGCGCACCACAGAAAUUAGAGGCUGUGUACCCCCAGCUGGAGAAAAGAAUCCAGCCCCCAUCCAGCCCCCCACGAGGUCAGCCCAGGAUGUCCUCACCACCCCCAUCUCCCGAACGUGAGCCCCUGAGCUCAUCCCCGCAGCUGGGACCCGAUGCCCGAGCGUCGGACCCAGGCACAGGGGUCACGGCCUCCUUCCCGAGCUACGCUCCUGCUCACGGCUGCCCCCACACGCGUCAGGGCCCAUGGCCUCCGCUCAGUCUGAGAGCAGAUGGUGGUACCCUCACGAUGUACUAG